AUGCCUGCGGUACAUGCAAGUCCAUGGGCAUGGACGCAUGUGCGUGCCCAUGCGCAUAAUCGUGCUGCAUCAUUCCGUGCAUGCCAUGCCCUAGCAUGGCGGCCCAGGGCGAAGACGCAAAUCCGCCCGGGUGUUCCAUUUUUAAACUCCCAAUUUAAAAUCACAUCGCCGCGUCAAUCAGCUGUCAAACUUUUCCCGCGCGCACCGGCCGCGUUCAGAAACGCACGCGCCAUUAUUUACAUGCGUUUUAAGAUCGCGCACACGUGUGGAGAGUCUGUCGGUCCAGCGGUCAUUGAGGAGCUGGUAUCAAACUAUACGGCGAUGUGUGCGGGAGCCGAGAACCGGCCGCUACGCGAGGCAUACGAAACAAGCUCCGAAGCACUCGGGGCGUGCUGUCGAAUUUCUGAACGUCACGUCGCCAUAAUUGGGUUACCUUUACGUGACGCGGGCGCUCGUCACGUAACGUAG
Messenger RNA from Leptosia nina, 468 nucleotides. Lineage: Eukaryota; Metazoa; Arthropoda; Insecta; Lepidoptera; Pieridae. The record is from the annotation of a GenBank genome assembly.